Molecule: messenger RNA, 300 nt
Organism: Dibothriocephalus latus
Lineage: Eukaryota; Metazoa; Platyhelminthes; Cestoda; Diphyllobothriidea; Diphyllobothriidae
Source: the annotation of a GenBank genome assembly
AUGCUUCAACCGCCCAAGCUAUGGCCUGAAGCUGCACCCAAAUUGACCAUUGCAAUGCCAGAUGCCUCCUGCUAUACACCGACGGAUCUUCUCACGCUUCUCAAUUGGCUCAUUCUUAACCAAUCAUUGAUAGCUCUGGCAUCGCCCCAACCCCUGCCUGCUACAGCGACGUUUCAAUUUUCUCUUCCGCCCCUCCUUCACACUACUUCCAGUGCAGUUACUCUCCAAACCUCCAGCAGCCAACGACAGCAGCAGAGUCCGCACUACUUUCCUGCCUUUAAUGCGCCUCGAUCUACGUGA